Meleagris gallopavo (turkey) is the source of this 2110-nucleotide messenger RNA. NCBI's taxonomy places the organism in Eukaryota, Metazoa, Chordata, Aves, Galliformes, Phasianidae. The record is from RefSeq and is a predicted model, not a curated record.
CACCCCACGUCCCCCCAGGAGCGCCGGGAGCCGGAGGAGCCCUCAGCCCACAUCUACCUCAACCUGCAGGAGCUGCAGCGGGAGGCCGCAGCGUGCGGCACGGCCCCGCAGCCCCACAGCCCGCCCCACAGCCCACCCCACAGCGCCGACUGGGAGACCCACCGCGACUCGGAGUCGGGACAUUUGUUUUAUUACAACCCCAGCACCGGGGAGACGACGUGGGACUGCCCCUUUGAGCAGGACGAGGAUGCUGUGAGUCCCGGCGCGUCCCCCCCGAUGUGGGGACACCAGGAGGAGCGAGGCAGCGGGCGGGCACUUUCCUAUGAUUCGGUGACAGGUGAGGGGCCGUGGGACCCACAGUGCGUGGGAGAUGGCCCCCGGGAUGCGGAGACGGGAAUGAUGCCCUACAGCCCCAUGGAGCACAGGCCGCCCGCCCCAGAAGCAGAUUACCCCGAGCUGUCCCCAGACGAGCUGGAGGCGUACCCCGAGGAGGACUGCUCACCCCUCGGGUCCUACCAGUGGGGGGCAGCUCCCUACCCACCCCCCCGGCGGCACCAGGAGCUCACGGUGUCCCCACGGUGGUACGGAGCCCCCGGGGAGCAGGAGCAGUACGGCACUGAGACGGUCCUGGCAGGUGGCCUCCACCAGCGGGCCAGCAGCAGCUCCAGCCAGGACAGCGGGUUGCUCGCAUGGCCCGGUGGCACCCCGGUAUCACCAGGGCUCCGCGAGGAGAAGCUCAAAAGCCUCGACAAGGCCGGUGUGCUCAACAGGACCAAGACGAUGGACAGAGGGAAGCGGAUGCGGAAGAACUGGAGCUCGUCCUGGACGGUGCUGGAGGGCGGAAUCCUGACCUUCUUCAAGGACUCCAAGCACUCAUCUGCGGGUGCUCUGCGGCACCCCACCACCCUCACCACCCCGGAGCACACGGUGGAGCUGCGUGGAGCUGCCAUCGCCUGGGCCAGCAAGGAGAAAUCCAGCAAGAAGCACGUGCUGGAGCUGAGGACGCGGGAGGGCUCCGAGUUCCUCAUCCAGCACGACUCGGAGCAGAUCGUCACCACGUGGCACCGGGCCAUCGCCGACAGCAUCGUGCUGAUGGGCUCCGAUGUCCCCACCGAGGAGGACGCCGAGAGCGGGACGGAGUUCGGCUCGCGGGAGAAGCUGGGCGCACCCACCCCAGGUGACAGCGAUUCCAGCAAAGUGCGCAACAAACUCCGCAAAUUCCUCCAGCGGCGGCCGACGCUGCAGUCCCUGCGUGAGCGUGGAUACAUCAAAGAUCAGGUUUUUGGGUGCUCGCUGCAAGCGUUGUGUGAGCGGGAGCACGGCACGGUGCCACGGUUUGUCCAGCAGUGCAUCCAGACUGUGGAGAGGAGAGGGUUGGACAUAGACGGGCUCUACCGGGUCAGCGGCAACCUGGCCACCAUCCAGAAGCUGCGCUACAAAGUGGACCACGAGGAACACCUGGACCUGGAUGACGGGCGCUGGGAAGACGUCCACGUCAUCACCGGUGCCCUGAAGCUGUUCUUCCGCGAACUGCCGGAGCCGCUCGUCCCCUUUGGGCACUUUGACAAAUUCAUCGCCGCCAUCAAGAUGCAGGACCCGGUGCGGAAGGGACGCUGCGUCCGUGACCUCGUGCGCUCGCUGCCGCCCGCCAACCACGACACCAUGAAGGUCCUCUUCGGGCACCUCUGCAGGGUGAUUGAGUUCAAGGAGGAGAACCGCAUGUCGGUGCAGAGCAUCGCCAUCGUCUUCGGCCCCACUCUGCUGCGGGCACCGAGCGAGGAGGGCAGCAUGGCUGUGCACAUGGUGUUCCAGAACCAGGUGGUGGAGCUCAUCCUCAACCAGUACGGACACAUCUUCCCUGAUGGGUAGCGUGUGACAUGGGGACACCACGGGGACACCGUGAGGACACCAUGGGGACAUCGCAGGGACGUCAUGGGGACACCAUGAGGAAACCAUAGGGACACCAUGAGGACAGCAUGAGGACAUCGUGGGGACAUCAUAAGGACACCAUGGGGAUGCCAUGGGAACAUUGGAGGGACAUCAUGGGAACACCAUGGGGACACCAUGAGGACAUCAUGGGGACACCAUGGGGACACCAUAAGGACAUCAU